Schistocerca piceifrons (Central American locust) is the source of this 612-nucleotide messenger RNA. RefSeq lists its product as uncharacterized. The record is from RefSeq and is a predicted model, not a curated record. Bases 1 to 612 code for a protein of 203 amino acids. NCBI's taxonomy places the organism in Eukaryota, Metazoa, Arthropoda, Insecta, Orthoptera, Acrididae. The transcript has a single exon.
AUGAGUGACAUUGUUUCGAAAACAGCUGCAGCUACAGGUGUUCGACGUUCUUCAGUGUAUCGUGUGAUAAGUGAGUACAAAGCCACACACUCUUUGAAGUCUCCCAAGAAAGGAAAAUUACCACAGAAACUUUCUGAAAGUGUUGAUGACUUCGAUAGAAAUGCGAUACGAAGGAAAGUACACGAUUUUUUUUUUCGUAACGAAUUACCAACAAUUAAGAAAGUGCUUACAGUCGUGAACGAAGAUGCAGAUCUGAGAAAAUUUCGGAGAGCUACAUUUUAUAAGUUAUUGAGAGAAAUGAAUUUCAAAUAUGUCCGGCGUGGGCGCGAUAGCUUGCUAAUAGACAGGGAUGACAUCAUUUUAUGGAGAUGGCGUAAUCUUCGAGCCAUUAAACGGUUGAGAGAUGAAGGCAGACCCAUUUACUAUUUGGAAGAGACGUGGGUGAACGCACGACAUACCCGAAGUUACGUCUGGGUAGAUGACACUAUAAAUUCCUCAAAACAAGCGUUUCUGUCUGGAUUAUCCACCGGAAGCAAGGAACCAUCAGGUAAAGGGAAACGUCUGAUUAUCGCAUACAUUGGCAGCAAACCAGGGUUCGCUGAAGGAUGUUAG